UCUCUCUGUGGCCGCCAUCUCUCCAGCGAAGCCCGCCACGGCCUUCAAUUCCCAACCGUCAAAAUCUCCUGCCUUCAUGGACUAAACGAGAAAAGAAAACCUUUCUAGGGUUAGGGUUUUCAUAUUUACUCUGGUGAGCUUGAUUGAACUCCAGAUGCUGCGACUCCGGGCGCCGAUGUUGUGCUUCGAUGUCAAUUCCAUCUGGAUUCCGGCGAGCGGAAGCCUUCUCAGCUCAUUCUUUGGAACUCAUAGGAUUCGAGCUGGAUCUCGUUCUCAAUCUCUUCGAUCACCAUCCAGAUCUCCAGUUUCAAAUGGGUUCAGGCUAAGAGCUGCGCAUCAUGUGAAUGAUAGAUCAUCUUUGUAUUCAGUGAGUCCAUCGUCAGUUGUGAAAGCUUCUUUAAAAGGUCAAGCAGAGACGGUUGAGUUGCUAAGUGCGGAAGAUGAUGACCAUGGAGGUGUCAUUAUUGAAAUGAAGGUCCCAGUGGAUGCAGGAGCUUUUGUUUCUUCCUUACGAGCAUCUUUAGAAAAUUGGAGACAACAGGGUAAAAGAGGCGUUUGGCUGAAAUUGCCUAUUGAAUUUGCCAACCUCGUUCAACCUGCUGUUGAGGAGGGGUUUACUUAUCAUCAUGCAGAGCCAAAUUAUUUGAUGCUUGUGUACUGGAUCCCAGCUACCAAAAAUACAUUGCCUGUAAAUGCAACCCAUAGGGUUGGUGUGGGUGCUUUUGUCAUGAAUGAUCGAAGAGAGGUGCUUGCUGUCCAGGAGAAGAGUGGCAAGUUCCGUGGAUCAGGUGUAUGGAAGUUUCCUACUGGAGUUGUUGAUCAAGGUGAAGAUCUUUUUGUGGGGGCAGUGAGGGAAGUCAAAGAAGAGACAGGGAUUGACACUGAAUUUAUUGAAAUACUUGCAUUCAGGCAGAGCCACAAGUCAUUCUUUGAGAAAUCAGACUUGUUCUUCAUAUGCCUGUUACGCCCUCUCACAUUUGACAUCCGAAAGCAAGAAUCAGAAAUUGCAGCAGCAAAGUGGGUGCCGAUUGAGGAAUUUGCAGCACAACCUUUUGUCCAUAAGCAUGAGCUUUUAAAGUAUAUCAUAGAUGUUGGUUUGGCGAAGAUUGACAAGGAUUAUGCAGGUUUUUCACCAGUGCAAAUAUCAUCAUUCUUCUCUGAUAGGAAGAGCUAUAUUUAUUUAAACAGCAAGGAAAUGAACCAGUCAUCCAGACCUGCUCAUUGUGUGUCUUCAAAUGGCAAAAUUUGCUGAAACUUGGCCAGAGUGUUACGGCAGGCUUUACCUGAACAAAACUGGUAACUGAUUCUGAACUCAAGGUGUAAAGUAAUAUGAAGUUCUUGCCACCUGUUUGUGUUCUCUGGUUGACAGAAAUAAAGUGAUAAAUGCCAACAUUGGCGGCACAGAUUGACCAAUUUUAGAUGACGUUUGCUUGCUUUCUCAUUUGCUUGUCUGUUGGUUUCCUACUUUUCUUAUCUUUGAGAAAAGUGUUCUUGUCCCUUUUGCCCCUGCAGAAGGUCUUAUUUGAAAAUGUAUCCCGGAAAAGGUAUAAUUAUUUAGGCACCCUUCUAAAAUCAAGAUAUCUGCACAUGCCCUUCUUUGGAGGUCCCUCUACAGUUUAAACCCUUUCAAGUUUGAAUUGAUGAUUUUCUUCAUGUUUUAUUUGUCAAAUUUGUGUCUCCUCCACAAUGUUCAAUGACACUAAAUUUUAUUUGUAUCAAGUGCAUAGGUGUAUUUCCCAGAAAGAAAAAAAAUCUUUGGAUAGACAUCAACUAUCAAUUAAAAAUAUAUUUAAGUUAUUUAUUUAAUUGUUCAUUUUUAUGUUGCAUAUAUCCGAGAGCUUCUAUAUUAUAUUAUCCCAUGUAAACUAGAAUUUCCCCUCAUAUAAGGUUAAUUAUUGGUUAUUCAAACUCCACUCCAAUGAAGUCUUUAGUUUAUAGCAUUUGAGGCCCAUUCCUGGGCACACCUAUGUACAUCAAGUGGUUUAGGAGGUAUCAAAUUGUGAUACAAUUAGUUGCUAAGACACAAAAUUAAGUAGGUUUGGGUCUUAUAUAAUCAAUUCUUAAUGUCUAAAUGUAUCAACUAUCAAAUCAACUCAAUUAAAACACAUGGUUUCUGACGUUCUUAUGUGCUAAUCUGUACGUAUUUAUAAAAUAUUUAAAUAAAUUACAUGUUUGUUAAACUAUAUUUAUUCAUGCGUUUCCUUGCAAAAAUGUGACCAUUUACUUGCCAUGUUAUAGAUCAAUGUAUAAUCUUGUCAUGGUUACAUACCAAGUUUUAUACCAUUUGUAGUCCACAACUCUACUUAAUUGCCGGCCAUGUAUUGGUUUGUAAUCAAUGCAGUAGCUGAAGUGGUAUAUAUGUGGUCCCAUCUCAGGGCAUGUCAAGGCUUGUGCUCAUGGAAUUUUGCAAUUGUAUUGAAAUGACAGUUUCCAAAGCAUGAACCAAAGAAAGUUUUCAGUUAUGCAAUCUUGUGUUGUUCUUGUGAAAAUGUGCUUUAGAUGGAUGCUAAAUUAAAUCCAGAAGUAGAAACCUGACAGCUUGAACUCAACUGGAACUGAACUCCAGUUCCAGUGACUUCAGGAUGAUUUUGCCGGAAGUUAGUGAAGCAACUGAGUUCUUUAACUGCUUGAUUUCCAUCAUAUGCACACUAAACUUUGUUGGCAAAAGCACUUGAGAGAAUUGGUGGUCAUGCAAACCAAGGAAGAGUCCUUGCAUGCCAACCAACAACCACAAGCAGCCCUGAGGACAAUGAGGAGAUCUACAUUAGCAUGACAAUGGCCAAUGGAUCAUAAAUGAUAAAGACAAUCUCAUAUGCCAGAGAGGACAUCCCCACAUUGUUUUUUUUCUUUUUUAUUUAUUUGAGAUCAAACAAGCUAUACCUUAGCCCCAUCAAUAUAUUUUUAGUGUGUAUUAUUAUAAUGUCUGAGAGAUGGCUGUUCAAGUGCAUGGUCACAGGGACAGGGUGGGAUGUUUAUAUUUAACAAGGAGAUACCCUUUUUGAGCCUUAUAUUUA
Dioscorea cayenensis subsp. rotundata (Guinea yam) is the source of this 3014-nucleotide messenger RNA. RefSeq names its product nudix hydrolase 10-like. NCBI's taxonomy places the organism in Eukaryota, Viridiplantae, Streptophyta, Magnoliopsida, Dioscoreales, Dioscoreaceae. Gene Ontology annotation, molecular function: NADH pyrophosphatase activity; ADP-ribose diphosphatase activity; NAD binding. The transcript is spliced from 12 exons. The coding region runs from base 155 to 1252 and encodes 365 amino acids. The record is from RefSeq and is a predicted model, not a curated record.